AAAAAGUUGGUGGUGUACUGGUGCUGCUGCUGCAGCUGCUAGUAGCUCUUGCAAGGCAAUGAAUGCAACCUCCCCCUCAUCAUGAUGCACUGCAUUUAGUGGCUCUUGAAACACUUGCAAGGGGUUUGGUGAGAGGAGCUAGGGUGUGAGUGGUCUCUGCAUCUGAGUUUCUUCCCCCCAUCUGGAAAUCGAGCUAGGCUCGUUCUCCUGUUUGUGGCUGUAGAUUUCGAGAGCUAUUCCAGCACAUCCCGUCCCAUUUCGUUUCACCAGUUGGUUCGAGCAUUGUUCUUGCUGUUCGACAGCUCAAGAGGGAGAAAAAGUGGGGUCAAAUCUUUUGUAUUCCGCUGCUUUCUUUCUUUGCGUUAUUUGAUGCUGUGCUCUUUUCUUUAAUUUGAGUUCUUGAUCCUGCCAAAAGUGAAAGCCCUCACCUUUGCAACAAAGUUGUGGGGGUGUCCUCGCAUUUCAACCCCUCACCAAUCCCUCCCACUCCAGAGCUCCAAUCUCUACCUGCAAUUUCCCCACCUCCAAAUCCGUUUCCCUCCCAAAAACCUCGAAUUUCCACACCCCUCCACCGCAGCAGUUCUUUAUUCAUUCACCCAGACCCAGUUAUCCAAUGACCCAGUUUUCCCUCCCGAAACUACAGUUUUCCUGCAUUUGUCGGUCCAAGAACACAACGAAAUCUCCCCAUCUCCCACGGAAAUCUCGGGGUUUUCGCCGCUCAAUGCCUCAGACUGCUCGUUGAUUCAGAUCGCCGUCGGAAAGCUGUGAUUUUUCCGCCCAGGAGCGGCGGUUUCUCGAUCAGAGGCCCAUGCAUCUAUCGCUAUGGAAGCCGCUCUCCCACUGCGCUGCCGUUCUCCUCGCCAAGAACCACCGGCGUCGCGGCGGCGGGGGCGGCGGGCACGGUGGCCCUGGUAGCAACGGCCACCGUGACGACCCGUCCUCAUUCCUCCGGCAGCUGCGGGACACACUGGACGCGGCAUCGGAGGACGGCUCCCUCUACCCGCUGCCGGACGCCGCCGGAGCCGAUGCGGACGCCGCUGUGUCCCGCUCCCGCUCCCUGGCGCGCCUGCGCGCGCAGCGGGACUUCCUGCGCGCCACCGCCCUCGCCGCCGCCGCUGGGCCGUUCCGGUCGCUCUCCGACCUCCCGUUGCUCUCCCACGCCAUCGCCACCUUCCUCGCCAUGUACCCGGACUAUGCUUCAACCGCCGAUGUCGACCGUCUUCGAGUCGACCAUUACUCCCACCUCGACGCACCUGGUGCCGGCAGGGUCUGCCUAGAUUACUGCGGCUUCGGCCUCUUCGACUCUAGCUGGGAUUCUUCUUCAUCGUCCUUUACAUUGCACGGGCUCAAUGCCAAUUUGAGCAACCAUGCGCUCUAUGGCGGUGCAGAGCCCGGCACCGUGGAGAAUGAUAUCAAAGAGCGCAUCUUGGAGUACCUCAAUGUGCCAGCCAGUGAGUAUGCGCUGGUUUUCACAGUGAGCCGAGGGUCAGCAUUUCGGUUGCUUGCUGAAUGCUACCCCUUUGAGACCAACCGCAGGCUGCUGACCAUGUUCGACCAUGAGAGCCAGUCAGUCAACUGGAUGGCGCAAAGUGCACGGGCAAAGGGUGCCAAGACGCGCACUGCGUGGUUCCGUUGGCCAACACUGAAGCUCUGCUCGACGGAGCUGCGGAAGGAGAUUGUGGGCAAGAAGAAGGGGCGGCGACGGGAUGCUGCAGUUGGGUUGUUUGUUUUCCCUGCGCAGUCUCGGGUGACUGGUGCCAAGUACUCCUACCAGUGGAUGGCACUGGCACAACAGAAUGGGUGGCAUGUGAUGCUUGAUGCCGGUGCACUUGGUCCCAAGGACAUGGAUUCGCUGGGGCUCUCGCUGUUUCGGCCAGACUUCAUUAUAACUUCAUUCUACAGGGUGUUUGGUGCAGACCCGACUGGGUUUGGUUGCCUUCUAAUCAAGAAGUCGGUGAUUGGGAGCUUACAGGGGAGAAAUGGGUGUAAUGCGUCAGGGAUGGUGAGGAUUGUUCCUGUGUUUCCACAGUAUCUCAGUGACUCAGUUGAUGGAUUUGAUGCAUUUGAUGAGCUUGAAGAUGACUCGGGCAUUAACAAAGAUGAAAAGACAGCUUCUAAUGCUCAAAAUGGGUCGCAUCUGCCAGCAUUUUCAGGUGUCUACACGUCUGCUCAGGUUAGAGAGACUUUUGAGAAUGAUCCUGGUCAUGACAGCAGCUCGGAUAGGGAUGGGGCAAGCACCAUCUUUGAGGAAACUGAGAGCAUCUCGAUGGGUGAGGUCAUGAGGAGUCCAGCAUUCAGUGAGGACUGUUCAUCAGAAAACUCUUUCUGGGUUGAUGUUGGCCAGAGCCCGUUGGGGUCAGAGAAAUCUGGCCAAUUCAAGAAAGGGAAGCUGGGAUCACCAUUACCGUCUUCUUGGUUUAGCGGAAGAAAGUGUAACAAGCGGAUGUCACCAAACUUAACCUCCAGAAUAUCGAGAAGCCCACUUUAUGAUGGUAAUGUGAUUUCUUUUGAUGCAGUUGUGCUAUCAGUAUCUCAAGAUGCAGACUGCCUCAAGGAAGACCCUGAAGAAGAAUUUUUUGAGAAUAGUCGGAGAACUCAUUUCAGGCAGGUUAGUGAGAUCCAAGAGGAGCCCGAUGUCGAAGAUGUAGCAUGCCAACAUGGUAUGAAUGGGGGUGCAGAGCACAAAGAAAGUGCUAUAAGGAGGGAGACUGAAGGGGAGUUCCGGCUGCUGGGAGGGAGGGAUGGCAACAACAGAUUUACUGGGGGGCGACUCUUUGGUGUUGAAAACAUCGGUGGAGAUUUAAGCAUGGGGCGCAGAGUUUCAUUCAGCACAGAGGCUAAUAUUAUUGCUGACAGGAUGAACCGGGCUUUGGAUGCUGCUGAAGCUUCUGGAUAUACAUUCCGUGAUGAUGAUGGUUAUGCAACUGAUGGAUGUGAUGAUGCUCAGGAUUGGGGCAGGAGGGAGCCAGAGAUAAUUUGCAGGCACAUUGAUCAUGUUGAUAUGAUGGGGCUCAACAGAAUUACUCUUAGAUUAAGAUACUUGAUCAAUUGGCUAGUAACUUCACUUUUGCAGCUAAAGUUGCCAGACUCUAAAGGUGGUGACGGACUCCCUCUUGUACACAUCUAUGGUCCCAAGAUUAAGUAUGAAAGGGGAGCAGCUGUUGCUUUUAAUGUGAAGCAAAGUGAUGGAGCAUUUGUUAAUGCUGAAGUUGUUCAAAAGAUUGCUGAGAGAAAUGGUAUAUCUGUUGGCAUUGGUUUUCUCAGUCAUAUAAAAUUAGAUAUGAACCAAAAACAGUUAAAUGGCGUGCUCGAUAUACCUGAGGCUUCCUUUUAUAAGAAUGGACGCAGAGACAAUAAAAAGGUGACUGUAAGAGUUGAAGUCGUGACUGCUUCACUUGGCUUCCUUACUAACUUUGAAGAUGUUUACAAGAUGUGGGCUUUUGUUGCCAAGUUCUUAGAUCCUUCAUUUCUUGAAAGUGAGCUCCUUACCAUUUCUGCUGACCACUCGGAAGGACAAACUUGAGCAUGACAUGUAACAUAGCAACCACCACCAAACAAAUGAGAGGAAGGGCGUAUAGGAAUUCAGAAAAGUCAAACUUCACAAGAUUGACUGACAGUUAGUAAAAUUGUAAAAGACUUCUCCAAUUCCAAGUACUCCUUAUCCAAAAAAAGAUCGCAUGAAGUGAACCCAAAAACUUAAAAUGCUUUUCAAUUUUCUUCCAAUCAGCAUCUUAUGCUUCUUAAUCCGAAGAGUACAUGUUUGUUUCUUAAUAGUAAAACUAUCCGGCUGGGUUUGAAGUUCAUGCGCAGUACACUGUUAUCACAUAUUACCUGUGUUCUAUUGUGCCAUUUAAAUUUUCUGUUAUCUCAAAGAGAAGGUUGUUUUUUAAUGUUAAUUUUUUGUUGCUGUGAAAAUGAAAUGCCUUGCUAACUAUAUUUUAAGAAGUGUUAGAAAUCAAAUGCUGCUGUUUCUGCUGCCUGGGACCAUCUUUGUUCAAUGUUGUCCUAUCGGUCUAUGGCAUACACAUUUAGGAUCCUGUCUGAAAUUGCUAUGAUCUCAUAAUAAAUGGAGAAGGUCCUAUACAACCAUAGCAAUAUAAUGAGAUCGAAAAACAGCAAGACCAUUAUUCUUACCUGACCAGGUCUUGCUGUUUCUGACCUGAUUUUUGACCUGUCAUCGUCAUGCUAUGCCUUACAUUGUUUGCUCAUUUUGACAGCCUGAGAUGCUGGAAUCUCCUUGAGGAUAUCUUCAAAUUUAAUACAUCAAAUCUCCUAUAAUUGUUCAAUUUUUUGAAAGCAGAGAGGUUAUUCUAUUUUCAAGAUCUGGUAGAAAGCCCUGGUGAUUUUUAUCAGGAUCUGAUUAGACCUGGUGCAUGACGGGCCAUGCCCUUUGUUCAGUCAAUUUUAGUCAGUACAAAGUGAACUGGUCCUUCAGUCUGGAUGGCAGCAAUUUGCCAGCGCUUAUGAUCUUGAAGAGGGGGAUUUCUUAGUGUUCACUUAUAGUGGGCACUCCCACUCAAAGUUCGAAUCCUCGAUCUAAGCUCUUUCUCAAAAGAGCUUAGAUCGAGGUAACCAGUUUUCCUUAUGUGCAAAAAAGAGCUUUCCUGUGAUGUGAUGGACAACACUCCUUAUGUGCAAAAAAGGAGUAGUCUCAUCAUAAUUACAUGGAAUCACCGAUGAAAGAACGGAAGUUUGGCAAAAUAUUGCGGUGAUUAUCUCUAUCUACAGGAGGAAAACCCCAAAGAUGAACCCAACAGGCUCCCCUUGGCAUAAAUCAGUCAAGAGCCCAUGAGUUCAGGUGGACGUUGGACACCCACCCGCUAUCACUAUGUCCCAGCAACAGGAUGCAGUUGGACUACACAAUAGAAGGGAGUGUUGUCAUGCUUGAGCAAAAACUUAGAGCAGCUGAAAAUGAUGCAACAUCUUCCAAAGGCAUUCAAGGGCCCAUGAGUUCUGGCGAACAUUGGGCACCCACCCAAUCUCACUGUGUCUUAGCCACAGGGUGCAAUCUGAUUACAGUGUAAAAGGCCAGAGUUUUCAUGCUUGAGCAGAAACUUAGGCACCGCAUUCGAUUGUAUGUCACAAACUUGAACAAGACAAGUCAAGUCUGUCUGAUAGAUUUCUGGUAACUGAUAAUUGACAAGGAUUAUGCUGUCAAGCAUCUUUCACAUGAAUAUCAGAUCAUCACACUUUGCCAUCGUAGCAACAUCAGGAAAUGGCAUGCCAGUUUCAAGUUCAACACAGAUGGUACACGCAUUCUUCUAUUGGCUUAUCAGACUUUUUUCAUGAUAAUGGGUUGCAAGAAGGUGAUAUUUAUAUAUCUGAAGCAUCUAAGAGGCCAGACAAGGACCACAAUGACCGUUAAUCUUCUUAAAAGAUACCGUCCAUCAGUUUCUGAAGAGUGCUGCUACACUAACAACACAUUUGUACAACUGUGUUACACCAGAAGAUCAAAUGGUCUGAAUUAUAAUUCCAAGGGCUUGGAUUUCCUAGCUGUAUCACCGUUUGACAAAUGGAUUGUUUGUGAAGCGUGAGUGUGGGCUUGAAAAAAUACUGGCUGUAAAGUAUCUCCCACACGAAGAGCAACCGCUGAUGCUCCGAAGGCGUAAGAAGGGCGCUGCUCAUACUAAAGAGUGGGAAGCUAAACUCUUGAUCAGAGCGAUGGGUUGUAUCAUCUUGGUGGAUGCUGGAAUCAGUUCAUCAAAGACAAACACGCUGCGAUAGUGCCUGUUUGAACUGCUGAAGGAGAAGAGGCUCACCAUGUAUGUCCAUAUUAUCCAUGAUCCUGCAAAAAAAAUGAAGCGCAGUUGAUCGGGGUAGGCAUGAACCCUGUAGUAAUGCUUUUGUGAUGCAACUUGUCAUCCUUGUGGUUCUUCUCUCUUGCAAGCUUUGGCAAGGAACUUGUGUCCCUGACCCUAUUAUUUUGAACUUUCUAAUCACUCCCGGUCCAUGCUGCCACCACAAAGAUUUCUGGAAUAUUUUCCCCAAAUGGUCAACGGUUAUUAAUAUUCUUUAUAGUUUUCAUUAAAAUCCAAGGGUUUUCUAGUCUUUACUAGACAUUUUCUCAGAGUUAUCUACUAAGUGGACAUUUUUUUUUGAAUUGCUGUUUCUUUGCUUUCGCCCUCGGGGAUGUGCAAAUCGGACUACACAUCCAUUGGUCACUUGAGGAAAGCUGUGAAGAAUACAACCAUUGGCCAUUUAUAGAUAAAAACACUUGUGAAUUCUUAAGUAUUUUAUGUGCCCGCAAUUGAUUUGGUAAUUGAGGAGAAAUACCAUGCUUUCUUCCAUAUCUAGAUCCCAUAACUAUAGGGGGUCCUUUUAUGGUGCUUGCGAAGUUACCAUGGGUUAUAGAUGAAGGAAUGGGAUUGGCUCCAAAUGCAUUUUUACUCAAUGCUUAGAUGAGGAUUUUAUUAGUUCUGUUGAAAGUGAAAACAGGUCAUCAUAUAUUCAUGUGUUUGAAGUCUAUGGCAGAAGCCCUGGAUGAUUCUUAUCUGAUGAGAGUUGUCAUGCCUUGCUUCUAACUCAAUUGGCAGCCAGAGGUGCUGAAGAAUCUCGAUCUCCCCAA
Panicum virgatum (switchgrass) is the source of this 6565-nucleotide messenger RNA. RefSeq lists its product as uncharacterized. The coding region runs from base 809 to 3523 and encodes 904 amino acids. The transcript has 6 exons. Lineage: Eukaryota; Viridiplantae; Streptophyta; Magnoliopsida; Poales; Poaceae. The record is from RefSeq and is a predicted model, not a curated record.